AUGGGGUUGGACGAAGAUGAAGUGUUGAAACAUAAUAAACCUAAUGACGCUUGGGUAACCUAUAAAGGAAGAGUCCUUAACAUAACUUCAUUUCUUAGCGAUCACCCUGGUGGCUCUGAAAUCAUAGAGCCUUAUUUAGGAAAAGACAUCACAAAGCAAUUCGACGAAAAUGACCACUCUGAAAACGCAAUCAAAAUGACAAAAAACAUGGAAGUUGGAAACCUCACGAAACCUUCAAAACCAGAAGAAAAUUUAACUAUUGACCCAACCCGAGGUCUUGUUUACCAAGUCUUCACCAAACUAAAUCUUAAGGCAUACCAAGACUUUGUCAAUGAUCCAAAGCACACAAAAACAAAUGUUAGAGUUUUUGAUUCGCCGAUUUUAGAACCUUUUUCUAAAACCCCUUGGUACGCAAUUCCAAUUUUUUGGAUUCCUGUCAUGCUAUUUUAUGCCUAUUGUGGUUUAAAACUUGGAAUUAUUUCUUUUGUUUGUCUAUUUUUAUUAGGAGUGGUGUGGUGGACCAUAUUUGAAUAUUCACUUCAUCGAUUUGUAUUUCACAGUGAAAAAUACUUACCGGACAACCCUUAUUGGAUUGUAUUUCAUUUCUUAUCACAUGGGAUACAUCAUGCUUAUCCUAUGGAUAAUCUAAGAUUAGUUUUUCCAAUAGCCUUAGGUGUUAUAUAGAAAUUUCCCAUAGAUGGCGCAGUUUGCCCUUGAUUUGCCCACUGGGAAAAUUUUUUGGUUCGGCCAGUACCAUAUUGUUUGGUCAAACCAAAAAAUUUUUUCAGUGGGUAAACAAGGGCAAACAGCGCCAUCUAUGGGAAAAUUCCUUACUAGUAAUUGUGCUUAAAGCAGGAAUAUACAACAAUUUAAUGCCAGUUGCAGUUGCAGAUGCAUUUGCUGCAGGGAAAUUAAUGGGGUAUAUGUAUUAUGACCUAUUUCAUUAUUAUUCACAUCACAGCCGACCGCAUAUUAAAUAUUUUAGCUUUAUGAAGACUUAUCAUAUGGCACACCAUUAUAAAGACCCAUUAAAAGGCUUUGGAGUUUCUAAUCAUUUUUGGGAUAUUGUUUUUGGGACUUUACUUCCAGUUACUUAUAGGCCGACAUCACUGGAUUAA
Blepharisma stoltei is the source of this 1118-nucleotide messenger RNA. The record is from the annotation of a GenBank genome assembly. NCBI's taxonomy places the organism in Eukaryota, Ciliophora, Heterotrichea, Heterotrichida, Blepharismidae.